This is a messenger RNA of Haliaeetus leucocephalus (bald eagle), 1563 nucleotides long. RefSeq names its product programmed cell death 1 ligand 2-like. The transcript has 8 exons. Gene Ontology annotation, biological process: negative regulation of T cell proliferation; cellular response to lipopolysaccharide; cell surface receptor signaling pathway. Gene Ontology annotation, cellular component: external side of plasma membrane. The record is from RefSeq and is a predicted model, not a curated record. Bases 1 to 1563 code for a protein of 520 amino acids. NCBI's taxonomy places the organism in Eukaryota, Metazoa, Chordata, Aves, Accipitriformes, Accipitridae.
AUGUUGCAGAUCCUACCAAUGCUGCUGCUGGAAACACAGCUCUCCAUGGUUUCAGGUGAGACUUUAUUUACAGUUGAAGUUCCCCAACAGCUGUACAUUGUGGAGUAUGGUAGCAAUGUGACCAUGGAAUGCAGAUUCCCUGUGAACGGCUCAUUAAACCUAGGACUCCUGACUGUUGUUUGGGAGCAAAAAAGGCAGGGCCAGUCGAAAUCAAAAGAGGUGUACACGCUCCGCAAUGGGAAGGCUUUCUCUCUAUCCCAACAUCAUGAUUACAUAGGAAGAGCAACACUUCUGCACAGUGAACUGAAAUUGGGACGAGCUCUCCUUCAGAUCACCAGCGUGAAGAUCACAGAUGCGGGAUCAUACCUUUGUCUCAUUGACUACCAGGGCGUGGACUACAAGUACAUUACUUUGGAAGUAAAAGCAUCUUACAAAAGAAUAAACACACAAGUAAUGAGAAAACCAGGUGAAGACAAGUUUGUUUUUAUGUGCCAGUCAGAAGGCUUUCCUUUGGCAGAGGUUUUCUGGCAAAAUGAGAAGAACUUCAAUCUCAGUGGAUCUGCAAAUACUACCUAUACGCUGACCACAGAUGGUCUUUACAAUGUCACCAGCAUCCUGACGUUCAAACCAAGUAUGAGUGAGAACUACAGCUGCGUGUUCUGGAAUAAAGAACUGAAUGGAGAAACUUCAGCUCACAUUUCCAUUUUAGCUUUAAUGAGUACACAGUAUAGUGGACAAAAAUCCCCGAUCUUAUUUAUUGUCCCCACAUGUGUGAUGGUAGCUGUCCUUCCCUCUGCACUAAUAAUCUUUAAAAAGAGAAAAUCACUCAAGAAUGGGCAACCCAGAAGAGAGAGGAAAAGAAAACUGAACCCUAACCUGAAAGAUGAGAACAGAGAUGAUUUUAACUCUCAAACUGAGGCUUUAUACUUGUCGACUGUCACAGCUUCAAGAGACAGUGGGAGUCACCUGGCAGCAGCUUCACGCCAACGCCACGAUGCUGCCCACACCCUGCGCCUGUGCUCACCUUGUCCCCAGAACACGGCCUCGACGGCAACACCCGCGCUCGCAGGUCCUUCUCACCCAGACUUCUCUUUAUCACCUACAGCAGCCCUGCCCGGCACCCCUCUGUCAAUAAACGACCUCUUCAUCUCCCGAGCCGCCGGCUGGGGGCGGAGGCGACCUACUUCGUGCGAAGGGUCCGACCGCACCCGGCCCCGACGCAGGCCGGGGCCUCCCAGGGCCGUGAGGCGUCAGCAGCCCCAGCGCCGGCGGCGGCGGCAGCCAGAGGCCGAGCCGUACGCCGGCACCGCAGCCUCCCGGCUUGCCUGUUCGGGACGUGCCUUGCGGGCUCGUCCGGGGCCCGGCAGGGAGGCCUCGGCCGCCCCCCUCCCGGACGCGGGCGGCGGCGGUGAGCCGAGGGGUCCCGUCGUCUCGCUGGUGAUUAUGCGUGGCGGGCCCCGGGCCGGUGGUCAGAGCCCUUCGUCUGGAGGCCAUCGAGCGGGCAGCGAGCCCUCCUGCCUCUCUUCUUCGGCUGAUGUCCCCGCCGGCCCCCGCCUAGGCUAG